Messenger RNA from Phragmites australis (common reed), 2742 nucleotides. Its product is annotated as protein FAR1-RELATED SEQUENCE 5-like. Gene Ontology annotation, biological process: regulation of DNA-templated transcription. The transcript is spliced from 2 exons. The record is from RefSeq and is a predicted model, not a curated record. The coding region runs from base 593 to 2476 and encodes 627 amino acids. Gene Ontology annotation, molecular function: zinc ion binding. NCBI's taxonomy places the organism in Eukaryota, Viridiplantae, Streptophyta, Magnoliopsida, Poales, Poaceae.
UUGUUUUCUCCUCUGCUCAUGAACUAGGCCUUAUCUAGGUUGAGAUGCGCAUAUGAGCUAGCUGUUAUGCACGAGAAAGCUGAGCUACCAUUUGGCUUGUGAGAAAUGAGAACUACGAAAAAGAUACUAGCACUUCAAAUUCAAUCCUAACCCUAUACUUGUUUCUAUCUUUUUAUCAUAACUCUUCAUUUCCCUUUUUCUAUCCCACUCAUCUUUUCCCAUUUGCCAAACAGCACUGAGGAUUCAGCAGCCAUGGGAAAGCAAGUUCAAGAAUCUAAACCGUCCUGCUGCGCUCCUCUCCCUGGCGGCCGACCUCCGACCUCCGCCGCCUCGUCGCUCCCACCCGCUCUCCUCUCAUGCCUUUUCCCCUGCCAAUUUUGAAGUGAUUUUCCCUACCACAAGUUUGUACCCAAGAACCAUUGGGAAACCCCUCUUCUCUUCUCCCCUGCUGUUAUUGCAACAAUCACCGGCGUUCCGGGCCGCCGCUGCCAGCCAAGAACCAGGAUUUUCCAUCCCAAGAACCUCCGCUUGGACUCUUUUCACUAGUUCCACCGAUUCUUCCCUAAAUCCGAGGAAUUCAAGAACCACGGCCAUGUCCGUCGACGCCAGUGACGAGGUUUUGCCUCAUUCUGACACAAUCCCGGCGGUGGCGGGUGCGCCGGCGGUGGGGAUGGUGUUCUCGUCCCCGGAGUCGGCCCGGGAGUUCUACUGCGCGUACGCGGCGCGGGCAGGAUUCCGGGUGCGGAGCAGCAAGUCCUUCACCUCCCGCCUCGACGACGCCGUCAUCAUGCGCCGCUUCGUCUGCACUCGCCAGGGCCUCCCAUCCCGCAAGGACACGCUCGACCCCUCCAAGAAGCGCCGCAACCGCUCCUCCGCCCGCGCCGGGUGCCCCGCCAUGAUCCAGGUCAACCGCCGCCCUGGCCCCGCCGCCGCCACGCACUGGGUCGUCUCCCGCAGCGUCUUUUACCACUCCCACCCACUCGGCGACGACAACUCCGAUGCUGGCGGUAAAGAGAGUACAGACACGCCAAACAAGCGUCCCAACAAGUCAUCAAAGCCGUCGGCCGGCAAGAGUGGCAAUGGCAACGCCGAGCUCUCCCAACGCGCAAACCUUGGACCCGGUGGCAGUGUCGUGCAGAGCCUGCUCGAGCAUUUCAAGAAGAUGCAGGCCGAGAAUCCCGCGUUCUGCUAUGCCGUCCAGCUUGAUCGGAGCAGCUGUGUUGUCAAUUUCAUGUGGGUGGAUGCGCGUGCAAGGUUGUUGUAUAGGUGGUUUGGGGACGCUGUGGUGCUUGACUUCACCUGCAAGAGGAACCGCUGUGGUGUGCCAUUUGUGGCGUUAACUGGAUUGAACCAUCACAGGCAGGUUAUUGUGUUUGGGUGUGCUCUCAUGACCGAUGAGAAUGAGGAUUCAUUCAUGUGGUUGUUUGAGACUUGGCUCGCUUUCAUGGGUGGGAAGAAGCCGGUGUCGUUCACAAUUGGUUAUAAUAUGGCUGUUGAGAUGGCUGCCAUGAAGGUCUUUCGUGAAUUGAGACACCGGUUCUGCUGUUGGGAUAUCUUCUCCAACUGCAAGGAGCGGUUGGCCAGUGUCUAUGCAGCACAUCCAUCAUUCAAACAAGAGCUGAAGGAUUGUGUAAAUGAAUUGGAGAGAAUUGAUGAGUUUGAGUCAACUUGGAGGCUGUUGCUCAACAAGUAUAAUCUGGCAGGGAAUGAGUGGUUGCAAACAAUAUAUGGCAUCCGUCAUCAGUGGGUGCCUGUCUACCUUAAGGACAGCUUCUUCGGUGAGCUGCUCGAUGCACCAAAGUCGGAGACAAUGUUGAAGUUCUUUCGGAGGAAUUCCAUCACAACGACUAGCCUACUGGAUCUAGUAAUGCAGUUUGAUAAGGCCAUACUAGGCCAUUAUCAGAAUGAACUUCAGGAAGACUUUGCAACUUUCCAUUGCAAGAUGGUGAUGAAGACACCAUAUCCAAUGGAGAAACAAGCAUCUGAGCUGUACACCAAAGUGAUAUUUGACUUGUUUCAGGAUGAGCUUGUUGGAUCGUCAGACUUUUUAGUGCAGACAGUUGAAACUGGGCACAUUAGCAAAUUUGAGGUAACUAAAUCUGGUAUUGCCAAUAGAAGAUACACUGUUGUCUAUAAUGAGCCAGGGAACAGCAUAACUUGCGGUUGUCACAAAUUUGAAUAUUCUGGUAUUCUAUGCCGACAUGCAUUAAGGGUUUUAAUAGUUAUUGCUGUGUUAGUGCUUCCUGACAAAUAUAUAUUGAAACGAUGGACAAGAAAUGCCAAGAGUGACAUAUUAUCUUCUGUCCCUGAAAACACCAAAGGGCCUAUGGCGUGGCGGUGUAAUGAUCUGUGCCGUGAUGCUAUCAGGUUUGCCGAGGAAGGUUCAACAUCUGCAGAGAUAUACAAAGUUGCCAAAGAGGCUUUGCAGAAGGCUUUUGCAGAAUUUUUGCCUCAAAGGAAGUUCCAUUCGAAAUAAACAGGUGAUACAGUACCUGUUGGAGACGGAUAUGGGAGGCCAGAAUCGGCAAAAGGAUAGCACAGUAACAAGCACAGUGAUACAGAGAGGGAAUACCGAUUCUGUUAGUAGUCCUAUUAUCUUUCAUUGCUAUCAAGGAGGAACAAAGUAGAUCUGUCCUGGGCCCCUCUCGCAUAGGUCCUGCGUCUAUGGAUCUGAUUAUCAAAUGAAACCAGGAGCUGCUCUAGCUUCGUUGGCACACUGCACAAUCGUAAAAUUGUUUGAUC